This is a messenger RNA of Besnoitia besnoiti, 495 nucleotides long. Its product is annotated as SPEF1 family protein. Gene Ontology annotation, biological process: regulation of cytoskeleton organization. Gene Ontology annotation, molecular function: microtubule binding. Bases 1 to 495 code for a protein of 164 amino acids. The record is from RefSeq and is a predicted model, not a curated record. Gene Ontology annotation, cellular component: axoneme. The transcript has 6 exons. NCBI's taxonomy places the organism in Eukaryota, Apicomplexa, Conoidasida, Eucoccidiorida, Sarcocystidae.
AUGCCGACUUCUCCAAUCCUUUCCGCUCGUUCCACGAAGGGAAGCACUACAAGGUGCAUUCCACUGGCUCCACCGCUAGAGGGGGACGAAGAACUGGCAGAAUUGUAUCACUGGGUGGAUUCAAUUCCCCUUUCGAGACCGAAGCGAAACAUCAGCCGCGACUUUUCUGAUGGCGUUCUAAUGGCGGAGCUGGUAAACCACUGUCUCCCAAGGGUCGCAGAGCUUCACAACUACAGCGCGGCGAAUUCUGUUGAAAAAAAAACCUAUAAUUGGCAGACGAUGAACAGGAAGGUAUUCCACAGGCUUGGCAUGCAGCUGAAUCAGAAAGAUAUAAGCGACGUCGUCAGUGCCCAGCCUGGAGCUGUGGAAAGGGUGAUCCGCCUUUUUCGCAGACAGGUAAGGCUGGCAAGGGCGAGUAGCGCAGGCCUGAAUGUGGUGCUGCUCUUCAAUGACGACGGAAUGGGAAAGGAUAGCAGUGAGGUUUUCGUGUGUUAA